Messenger RNA from Branchiostoma floridae (Florida lancelet), 1091 nucleotides. RefSeq names its product calcium-activated potassium channel subunit beta-2-like. Lineage: Eukaryota; Metazoa; Chordata; Leptocardii; Amphioxiformes; Branchiostomatidae. Bases 52 to 882 code for a protein of 276 amino acids. Gene Ontology annotation, biological process: detection of calcium ion; potassium ion transport. The transcript has 5 exons. The record is from RefSeq and is a predicted model, not a curated record. Gene Ontology annotation, cellular component: voltage-gated potassium channel complex; membrane. Gene Ontology annotation, molecular function: potassium channel regulator activity; calcium-activated potassium channel activity.
GCAGUGGAACGGUGAGGUCAGGGUGUUUUCUUACCUGCUCCCUUGGCAGCAAUGGAUCGUGACAAGAUUAAAGAAAGGGAUGCUGCAAGUAAGAGAUGUUGCAUGUGCUUGGGUUGGACUAUAUUUGCUGGGUGCAUGGCGGCGUGUUGUGCUGUCGGUCUCAUCGUCUGUGGGGCCGUCAUCGCCGCACCGGUCAUAGAGACCAAGUCCCUGGAGUUUCUGGAGACAACCUGCACCACCAACAACAGUUAUCUCACCGGGCAGAACAUUGUAUGUGGCUGUGGUGAGGAAUGUAGUUCCAACUACCCCUGUCUGCGCAUGACAGUGACAUAUGUUGUAAACAACGUCACAUACGACGGCGUGCUGUUCGAUACUGAGUCAAGGCUGAACGUUGCUGGGGACAAUGCCGAGAAUAGACAGUGUGUUACGGUGCGAUGCAGCGACGAUGAAAGGGACAAUCGUGCAAAUGUCCUGAAUUUCAACGACACCUACGCUCCUGGACAAUCCUACAAGUGUCUGUAUCAUCCAGACAGGCCAACGAAAGUCCUGCUGACCCGACUGUUCACGUAUGACGCCAUGUUCCACUCCAUGCUGUGGACCAGCAUCGGGACCUUCAUCUUCACCGUCCUCAUGAUCUACUGUUGGUACCAGUGUCAUCAGGCGUGCUCUAUUCAGAGAAAGGCGUGCUCUAUUCACGUACCCAUCUCGGUACCUCCGCAAGCACCGGGGGCAUCAGCAGCAGCAGCAGCACCACCGGGGGCACAGUCCGGCUAUUUCAUCACCCAGCCCCCGUCAUAUUCAGCUCCAGGCAAGAACCUGCCGAUGCACCCCCCACCACAAAACCUGUACUCCUCUGAAAAGUCAGGGUACACAUACACCUAGUACCUGAGGCUGAGAUAGGUCGAUUGUCCCGACGAUUUUGUGAAACCCGCUGUGGUGUUAGUAGUUGGAUUGAAUGUAUAGGUGGUUAGGACCAACUCUAAAAAAUGAAUGUUUGCACUUUCUUUUUCGGUAUAUAAUCAAGAAAAUCACUGAUGUGAGUGAGUGAGUGAGUGAGUGAGUGAGUGAGUGAGUGUAUGAGUGAGUGAGUG